Hylaeus volcanicus is the source of this 1493-nucleotide messenger RNA. Its product is annotated as apyrase-like. NCBI's taxonomy places the organism in Eukaryota, Metazoa, Arthropoda, Insecta, Hymenoptera, Colletidae. Gene Ontology annotation, biological process: proteoglycan biosynthetic process. The record is from RefSeq and is a predicted model, not a curated record. The transcript is spliced from 9 exons. Bases 355 to 1353 code for a protein of 332 amino acids. Gene Ontology annotation, molecular function: GDP phosphatase activity; UDP phosphatase activity; calcium ion binding.
AGUAAACAGUAUUAAAAAAAUAAUGAUCAACGUCUGUUUUAGAAGUUAUUAAUUUUUUUAAAUAAUACACAUAUUUUGAAAAAUAGUGUAGUUUAUUUUUGACAUCAUGGUAAGGCCUUUCUUACAUUUUAGAAUGUUUCGAUGUGUGUUUCAUCGAUAUUUCGUUAUUCUCUUAUUGACAAUUCUAUCUAGUAAGAAAAAUGAAUAAAAUAAAUUUUUUUAACUGUGUCCAAUUGAGUAGUUUCUUUUUAUAUUUCGGUUUUUUGGAACACGCUACCAAACAAUAGGGAAGUGUAUGGAACAAACAUAAGUCCAUCUUUAUGGAAGCGUCCAUAUAAACUUUUUACUCCUAGUAUGAAGCUACGUGAAUAUUCAAUUGAUACAUCUUGCACAGCUACAACGCCGUGUUAUUUUGCAAUGGUAGCCGACCGUGAUCAACAAACAUUAGUUAGUAAAGAAUUUCCAUUAAUGUUCAGAACAUAUAUGUUCGGUGGACGACUUUUUUGGAAUGCAACAUUAAAACAAUAUAGUAUACAAUUUAACGCAGAACGUGUAACUGUCCAGUCUAUGUAUAAUGAAGGAGGUCGAGGAUUAGAAUUAAGUGAACUAAUUUUCUUUGAUAAGAAAUUGUUAACGUUUGACGACCGAACAGGUAUUUUAUAUGAAUAUUUACAAAAUGGCGCACUUUUACCAAAAAUGAUUUUAACUGAAACGAAAAAUAGUAGUAAGGGUAUGAAGAUCGAAUGGGCUACCGUUAAAGAUAACGUUUUAUGGGUUGGUAGCUUUGGUAAAGAAUAUAUAGGGCCCCAUGGAGAAAUCCUUUCGAAUGAUAAAUUUCAAAUAGCUUUAGUGAAUUCUCAUGGAAAAGCUAUUCAUUUGAAUUGGAAACCUGUUUAUUCAAAAAUACGAAAAAUGCUUAAUUUGGAACAUCCGAGAUACAUUUUACACGAAGCUAUUUCCUGGAGUUCACAUUUAUCAAAGUGGGUCUUCCUACCAAGACGUGCAAGUGAGGAGCCUUAUGAUGAAAUCAAAGAUGAGACAAAAGGAACAAAUUUAUUGAUCAUUGCAUCAGAGGAUUUCAGUUUUAUUGAAAUAAAACGAAUUUCUGGAAUUUUAAGACCAGAACGUGGUUUUUCAUCUUUUAAAUUUUUACCAGGAACAAAUGAUCGACUUUUAUUGGCAGUGAAAACUGUUGAAAUAAGUUUGCAACAUUAUCAUGCAAGCUAUUUAACCAUUAUAGAAACAUUAACAGGUCAAGUUAUUCUUGAUGAUGUAAAAAUUCCUUUUGAAGACAAAUAUGAAGGAAUAGAAUUUAUUCCUAAAACACUUUAUUUUCCCUUCAAAAAAAAUUAAAAAAAAUUCUAUCAAAGUGAAAAAAUUAUUUUGUUAACUUUUUAAUUUUUUUUCUUUUUUGUGGGUAUUAACACAUUUUUUUAAAAUCUACAAAACACGUUAGUUUUUUUAUUACUUUUAAUUUUUUUUACCUCAAAAGA